Messenger RNA from Vitis riparia (riverbank grape), 709 nucleotides. RefSeq names its product acyl carrier protein 1, chloroplastic-like. The record is from RefSeq and is a predicted model, not a curated record. The transcript is spliced from 4 exons. Gene Ontology annotation, molecular function: acyl carrier activity; phosphopantetheine binding. Lineage: Eukaryota; Viridiplantae; Streptophyta; Magnoliopsida; Vitales; Vitaceae. Bases 69 to 488 code for a protein of 139 amino acids. Gene Ontology annotation, biological process: fatty acid biosynthetic process.
UUUGGAAUCCCUCGUUAUCCAUCUCUUCAUCUCUGUCACCUCUCAUACUCUCUCUCCUUCGAGCUUCAAUGGCCGCUGUCUCUGCCACCUCUGUUACCUUCGGAUCUUCAUUGAAGCUCUUGAAGAGUAGCCAGAUCACUGGAAAGGCCUCAAGUCUGAAGAUGGUAACUGUAGGUUGGACAAAGAGUGGCUUCCCUUCGUUGAGAACUUCCCGCUUCCGUGUCUCUUGCUCGGCUAAGCCAGAGACAGUACAGAAAGUGUGUGAGAUAGUAAAGAAACAACUUGCAUUGCCUGCUGAGUCUGAACUCACCCCAGAGUCCAAGUUUGCUGCCCUUGGUGCUGAUUCUCUUGACACAGUGGAGAUAGUAAUGAGUUUGGAGGAAGAGUUCGGGAUCAGCGUGGAAGAGGAAAGCUCUCAGAACAUAACAACAGUCCAAGAAGCAGCAGAUUUGAUAGAGAAGCUUGUCCAGAAGAACAGUGAAGCUUAGAAAACCAACCGGUUAGCUGCAGAGUAGAAGUUUUGGACUUUAAGUAAAAGCCAUGAAGAGGAAUUUGAUCUUGUCCUGCUUUCAUUUUUUUGUAACUUUUCUAAAAAUAUUGGUCCCAUUAGCUUUCCAUCCAUUUUUAUCUUGAAACUAAUGAUUGUUUUAAACUUCACUAUUCUAGUUUUAUGACCGGCCUUAUUGAAUGAUGAUGCUUCUAGACACCA